AGGAAAAAUAACUUUUCAGCAGCUCGUUCUCGUUGUCGUCGUCGUCGUGGUCGCGUUUUCCACACAUAGCCGUGCGUGUUCUUUGGCAGGGUUCCGAUUUUUCUUCUCUGCCUACAACAAACUGCUCUAAUCCUGUUCGAGUUGUGUGCAAAGCAGACCGUAUUCUAAUAAGAAAGUAGAUUGAAAACAAUUCGGUCUUGGACUACGGUGCCCAUAUCAGCCACAGCGUAGAACAAUAUUUUUGUCCCUAUUGGUUACCAGUGUCGUGUGUACUUGACUUUGCAUACUGCACGCUUGUGGUGAUUCGGUCGCGAUUACUAGUGACACUUUCCCUAGAUUCGUCAAAUUCGGUCAUGUCCUUUGGCUGGUGGCUCGGAGCUCUCCCGUAGGAUCAAAGUGAAAAGUUGCAUUGAAAGUCACCGAUUUCGGUCCAAGUGUCAGUAAAUGUUACUAAGAAUAAAAAGAAAGCAUUAAAAUAUUGCUGGAAGAAAAAAUUUACUUGCACCGUAGAGACAGGUUCCAAUCGGAUUCUCGGUGUUUUAUCAGCUUUGAAGUGAGGUGUUUCGUGUGUGAAAAAAGGUGAAAGCAGACGCAAAAACGAGUUCCAAUUGGAUCUCGCCUACUAGCUGGCAUAUAGAAUAUUGUGAUUAAUUGGACUGCUAGAAUAGAUUGGAUCAUCGUCAAGGAAAAAGUUGGCGGGCAGCCCGGUAGCCGAGUUCCUUAAAACUACUAUCAAGUGUAGCCAGUUACGGUUCCGCGUAACGCCUGGCCUGGCUGGCAGAGAAAGCAACUAACGCAGCACACCGGCUGCGAACUGGUGGCUGGCUGUGGUGGAGUCGUCAAGCAGAAGUAUUAUUGUGCGGGUUUAAUUAAGACAUCCCUGAAGCAGGCGAUAAACCGCUGUGAAGAAAACAAAAAAAAAAUAAAACAACACAUUGUGGGUUUCUCAUUUAUUAACAUUGCUCACGAAAACCGCAGCGUCGUCGAUUGUCAAUAGUUUAACCGAUAACACGUAGCAAUAACCAUCGACUAGGAGCGUUUAUAGGUUAAAUUGUCCUUACUAGGGUUAACAACCGGCACUCACACACACACACAACACACAAGGGUCGACCCAUUAACCACAAUGGGAAAGCAGAACAGCAAACUGAAACCGGAGGUACUGGAGGAUCUGAAGCAGAACACAGAAUUUUCAGACGCAGAGAUACAAGAAUGGUACAAAGGUUUCCUGAAAGACUGCCCGAGCGGCCACUUAUCGGUGGAGGAGUUCAAGAAAAUUUACGGCAACUUCUUUCCUUACGGAGAUGCGAGUAAGUUCGCAGAGCACGUGUUCCGGACUUUCGACGCCAACGGCGACGGUACGAUCGACUUUCGGGAAUUCCUGUGCGCCUUGAGUGUCACUUCUCGGGGCAAACUGGAGCAGAAGUUGAAGUGGGCUUUCUCGAUGUACGAUCUGGACGGUAAUGGAUAUAUCUCUCGGCAAGAGAUGCUGGAGAUUGUCACUGCAAUCUACAAAAUGGUCGGCUCGGUGAUGAAGAUGCCGGAAGAUGAGAGCACACCGGAAAAGCGAACGGACAAAAUCUUCCGCCAGAUGGACCGCAACAAGGAUGGCAAGUUGAGCCUCGAAGAGUUCAUCGAGGGUGCGAAAAGUGAUCCGUCGAUCGUACGGCUAUUGCAAUGUGAUCCGCAGGCGCAGUGAGCAAUUCCAAACACACUUCUUCGUCGCCGUCGCCGUCGUCAGCGUUGGCGAUGGCGGCGGCGGCGUCGAACCGCUACUACUGCUACUAUUACUAUUGUUACAAUGAGAGAUGAAGAUGAUAAUGAUGAUGAUGAUGAUGAUGAUAAUGAUCAUGAUGAUGGUGAUGAUUUGCUAACAACCACGGUUGGAAAAGCGAGUUCAAACAGCGAAAAAUGCCACCGCGUAAGCAAAACAACCAACAAAAACAAAACUCUGCAACACGCUAAUAGUAACUCCGAUAACAUGAAAUCUAAUAAUUAUAAAAUUUUACUAUUAUAUAACAAUAUUUAUUACAAAUUACAGUUUAUAAUUUACAAAUUGAGAAAAAAAAAUUUAAAAAAAUUAAAAGAAAACACUUACAAAUAAGUAUCACAAAACUUUAAACACAAACGUAAAUUAAAUUAAGAAAUCGUUGAAUCAGCUGCAGAUUUUUUAGAUAAAUAUAUGAGCGAGUUUAAAUGUAAAUAUUUUUUAAAUUGAUAUUUCUUUUCAUCGCUUUUUGCGGAGGAUUUCCGCCUAGUGUCACCCCAUCAAGUAUGAUUUGUCACCUUCACCGUGAUACUAGAUUUCGUUUGCUAUAUUUUUUUGUUUGUAGUCAACUAUAUCAUGGUAAUGAUUUCAUUAAUGUAUAGGAAAUUCGCGAUUGUAUGCUGUACCAUCCCUAGUUGCUGUUAAAUUGCUUUCCUUGAUGUUCAUUAACCCACCCCUUCACUCUGCAGCCUGAAAGUGAUUAUUAUAUAUUAAAUAAAAAAAAAAGAUUCCCCGUCUUUUCCUCUGUAUUGGAUUUUUUAGGAAUGUUGAAAAUAGUGUGAUACUACCCUCUAGCUAUUGAAUCUAUACUCAAACGAAAGGAAUAUCAAUGAAAAAUAUUGACCGAAAUGCUUCCCGGUAACAUCGAGCCGCGAGCCCCAUAAGAGAAGAGGCUCUCAAUCGAAGUGGAUCACGUUUCGGACUUGGCAAUCUCCACUGAAAAAAAUGUUCCGCGUGAAAUGAGACGACCAUUCCCAUAUACUAGGGGGAGAGGUCAUCAUUGUGCCAUCUGUAGUUUUUUUUUUUACGCGGACAAUUGAUUUUGGUGUAGGUUGGUAAGUUGUGUGCCACUUCCUAAAACCGAAACUGUGCGAUGUUAGCGAGGAAGCUGUUCUCCGCCCACAUUCGCUUGCUGACCACCUAAACACAAAUGAACGGAAUUAAUAAAAUCAAUUCGGGGCCUAAUAUUGUGAACACGAACAACAUCAACAACAACAAUAUAUAACAAACAAACAAACAAAUAAAGAUAAAAUGAAUUCUUCGCUGCCUCCGCGAAUUCACAUUAGCACAUCUGCCUAAGCGAUUACGACUGCGAACAAAACAAAACCAAGAAACAAAUAAAAAAAAUGCAACAGACAAAGAGUUAUACAAAAAAACACACACGCGAGAAUGAAGGAAUUGAGCGAAAGGAAAGCUUCCUGAAUUUUCACGGUGGUACCAAUAAACAGAAGAAGAAGAAGAAGAAGAAAAAAAAGAAAACAUAGAAGGCAAAAUGACAACACAGUUGUAAGAACGAAAAGUUUAAAGUUGUUAUCUUUUGAAAUUUAGUGAGUGUGCUAACCUUUAAUCAUUAGAUAUUUGAAUGACAAACAAAAAAAAUAAAAAAAAAACAAAACAAGGAAGAGAAGGUAGUCUGGAGUCCAUGAAAAAAAGUAAGCAAACUGAGUUACGGUAGGAUUAAAAUUUCUUCAAAGUAUUGGUCCUAUUUAAAUGUACGAAAUAAAAUUAUAAAUGUUUUCCCCCUAUUUAUUAAAUAUAUUUUUUGUCGUCUAUUUUACCUAACAAAAACUACACGAAAUGUUGUUCUUUGAGAUCAAUUUGUGAAUUUUGCAACUUCUAACCAACGAUUUUACUACUAAGUUUUGAGUUUACUAUUAACUACUGCAGUACACGCUACUAUUUCGGUUACCAUACCAGUUUCGUUGUCCCUGAUCUACUACCGUAUAGUGCAUAUCCCGAUACUGUUUUAUUUUCUUGUUUGUUUUAAACCAUAAGCUAAAGACAAUUUCAUUUAGUACAUACACGUUUCUCAUUAUAUCGGUUAUUUUUAGCAACAAGUCGGUACGACUAGCAGGAUCCAUUUAUGCUAGACACAUUUUUGUACAGUUUUCGAAAUAAAAAAUCAAUAUUUUGUCUCAUUUUAUUUAUUACA
This is a messenger RNA of Malaya genurostris, 3917 nucleotides long. RefSeq names its product neurocalcin homolog (gene Nca). Gene Ontology annotation, molecular function: calcium ion binding. The transcript has 5 exons. The record is from RefSeq and is a predicted model, not a curated record. Lineage: Eukaryota; Metazoa; Arthropoda; Insecta; Diptera; Culicidae. Bases 1124 to 1696 code for a protein of 190 amino acids.